Molecule: messenger RNA, 527 nt
Organism: Drosophila ficusphila
Lineage: Eukaryota; Metazoa; Arthropoda; Insecta; Diptera; Drosophilidae
Exons: 2
Coding region: 182-451 (89 amino acids)
Source: RefSeq, a predicted model, not a curated record
UCAAAUAUUUCUUGUGACAACAUUUAAACUUGACUUCAGUAAGCUGCGACUAUCCUCUUAUAAAUAAAAAAAAUUAAAACCAUCUGUUUGAGUUACAAUAACUUUUUAAGUCUUGGCACGUAUGAAAUUCCGCAUCUAUUAAUCGUCAUGAACUGGAACUAGCCGCAAGUUUUAAACCAUAAUGGAAGCGACUACGAGUCUCUCAUUUAUCGACGAUGACGAGGAGAUCGAUUUAAUUUUCAAUGGUACUGUUUUGGCUCCGGGAACAACCACCUUUGAACCCUAUAAAAGCAUUGGCCUCUGGGGUCUUUUGUUUAUAUUUCUCGUAAUUUUGGGCAUCAUUGCUAUCUGUUUAACUUGCAUGGCUCUGCUUGUCAUAUUCGGUUGCAUGAAGUCCUUUCUGUGUUUCCGCUGCAGACGAGGUGAAGAUUUUAUGGAAAGAGAUCCCUGAGAAGUGCUGCAGGUUUUCCUGGAUGCUUGCCGAAGCUAAAAUUUGUCCUAAUAAAUGUAUAUUUUUUGUAUCGAAA